AUGGAUUCUUUACCACCUGCGAAGUUGCGGCGCGCGCCUUUGUCCAAGGGGCAAUCGAUUGAUCAUCUGGAAUUUGUCGAUGUAACUCCGAUUAUCGGCCGCGAGUAUCCCGCCGCGAAGAUCAGAGACAUACUCACAGCAGAGAAUGCCGAAGAGCAACUUCGAGACUUGGCCAUCACAAUCUGCGAGCGCGGGGUGGUCUUCUUCCGAGCACCCCAGGACGACCUGUCCAUUGACGAACAGAAACGCGUCACUGACUUGCUCGGCAAGCUUACUGGGAGACCCGCCGAAAAUGGCCUUCAUGUCCAUCCUUUGUACAACGAUAAGAACAACGUACCCAUGGCCGACGGAACCACGGACAAGAACAUAUAUGUGAUAAAUUCAGAGGCUCAGAAGAAAAUGUAUGCGACCAUGAAGAACCCUCCCGGACGCGUGCCCGGUGAGCCGUGGGACCUGGGACGUGAGUGGCACAGCGAUAGUCUUUUCGAGACCUGUCCCUCCGACUUUUCGUUCCUCCGGAUGCAGGUGACGCCGCCCGCCGGGGGUGACACGCUCUGGGUGUCCGGCUACGAGCUUUACGACCGUCUCUCGCCACCCUUCCAGCAAUUCCUCGAGACCCUGACGGCCGAGUGUGCGCAGCCCGUCUUCAAGUCGGCGUGCGAGGCUGGCGGGUACGAGGUCAUGUCGCCCCGUGGCUCACCCCUGAACGUAGACUUUGCAUUCGAGCCCCACCAUCCUGUGGUCCGCACGCAUCCGGUGACAGGAUGGAAGAGUGUCUUUGCCGGCGUGGGCCUGCAUGUGUCCAAGAUCGAUGGGGUAUGGCCAUACGAGGACCAGAUGAUCAGGGACUACCUCAUGAGGAUAAUCACGCGAAAUCACGACUGUGUUGCCAGGAUGCACUGGACUCAGGGUGCCUGUGCUAUUUGGAGUAACGUUUGCACGCUACACGCGGCCACGCCAGACACACACCUCGCUGAUGGGGUCAGGUUGGGCGUGCGAGCGACCGGUAUUGGAGAGGUGCCCUAUUUGGAUGCUGCAAGCACAGGGCGCCGAGAGGCCCUGGCGAUACCUCGCUUCUGA
Messenger RNA from Diaporthe batatas, 1080 nucleotides. RefSeq lists its product as uncharacterized. Gene Ontology annotation, cellular component: cytoplasm. The transcript has 3 exons. Bases 1 to 1080 code for a protein of 359 amino acids. The record is from RefSeq and is a predicted model, not a curated record. Gene Ontology annotation, molecular function: 2-oxoglutarate-dependent dioxygenase activity. NCBI's taxonomy places the organism in Eukaryota, Fungi, Ascomycota, Sordariomycetes, Diaporthales, Diaporthaceae.